Molecule: messenger RNA, 2965 nt
Organism: Ailuropoda melanoleuca (giant panda)
Lineage: Eukaryota; Metazoa; Chordata; Mammalia; Carnivora; Ursidae
Gene: LIN52
Product: lin-52 DREAM MuvB core complex component
Exons: 8
Coding region: 290-1051 (253 amino acids)
Biological process (GO): regulation of DNA-templated transcription
Cellular component (GO): DRM complex
Source: RefSeq, a predicted model, not a curated record
GCGCUCGGAGGAGACGCCCCCUAAACGGGAACCCGGAUUGGCCACAGGGACGACCGCGGCCCCACCCCCUCACCAAGGAAAGUAAAUAAGACCCUUCAAGAAUUUUGCAGUCGCUCCACCUCAUCUACUGCGCGAGGGAGUGUGGCCAGGACUGGAGGCGGGGCUAGGCAAAGAUUGCCCUAUAGGGCGGGGGAAUGAGAAGGGGCUGCUAGUUGGGGGAUAGGGUUUCUUUGGGGGGCGUGGCUUACGGAUCUUGCUUUCCCGCCGACGGUUGGCCACGUCACGUGACAUGGGUUGGAAGAUGGCGUCUCCCACAGAUGGGACAGAUCUGGAAGCAUCUUUGCUAAGUUUUGAAAAACUUGACCGUGCCUCACCAGACCUUUGGCCAGAACAAUUACCAGGUGUUGCUGAAUUUGCAGCUUCCUUUAAAAGUCCUAUUACUAGUUCUCCACCCAAAUGGAUGGCUGAAAUAGAACGUGAUGACAUUGACAUGUUGAAAGAACUGGGGAGCCUCACCACAGCUAAUUUGAUGGAGAAGGUACGAGGCCUACAGAACUUGGCCUAUCAGCUGGGGCUGGAUGAGUCCACCAAGAAAAUUUACUGCAGAGAAGGCGGUUUGGGGAUACUCAUUGUGGAAAGAGAGCCAGAGGCAAGGCUAACUGUAGAUGGAGGAAUUGGAGAAUCUAAAGAAGGGAUUGUAUUAAAGCACACGCCACCUUCAGAGCAAGCAGGACGGAGUCCUCCCUUCAGCCCUGACCUCUCCAAGUAUACCCAGCAAUUCACACGUUCACCCUAUGGUGACGGUCUGUAUUGUGACUCACUCCGCCCAUGGCCUGUACACUGCAUAGGAGGGCCCGUACAUCAUGACUUGACAUGGAGGUCCUGCUUCUCUUCUGCACGCAGCCAGAGAGAUGACACGGGGGAAAUUUCUCAACAUUCUGGAGAAACCCAAGAAGUAGCAGCUGCUUGUGGACAGGAUGUCCUGGGGACUGGAACCCUGCUCCCCUCCCAGUGCAGCUCUGACGACGUGCAACUCUCUGCUUUCUGGUGAGAGGCUGGAGGGUGCACCUCCAGGACUGACCCUGUCCCCGGCUCCUGGCACUCUGCUCCUCUGAGGACAUUCGGCGGCAAGAGAGGAAUCUGCUCGAUGGAUUCUCUACAGAAGGAUCAGUGCAGUUACUCAGUCAGCUUCCAGAUUGACCAUCUCAGCCUUGGGUGUGUGGGUAACACCAGGGGGCACAUCAUUCUUAAAGGUCAAAGUCCUGCCCUCUCGUUUCAGAAAGUGAUUCAGGAGUCCCAGGAUCUUACAGUUGAUUUGGUUUGGUGAUGGCAAAGUCGGUUGUGGGACGUUGAUUGGACGGGUUCUUUUGACUUGUACUUGAUAUCUUAGGAAGUGUUUAUGGUGCGAGGAGACCAGAGACCAAUUAGAUUCUGAAACCGACCAGGCAGCCUAACCUGUGAACUCUCCAAUAUAUAUUGGGUUCCAAGAAUCCCCAGCUGGAGAAGCCAGAAUCUUCAUGAAAUGUAUACCUGCUUUAAAAGUUCUGUACCUCUCACAGCAGUCCCGUUGCCCAGUGCCUUUCAUUCCGCCCCCCCAUCAGUUCUGAUUCCAGGAAAGGUGAUCUCUGUGUAUUGAAUCCCUCCUGGGAUUAGCUAGUGAAAGGCCCAUGCAAGGUUGAAUUGGGUUCUAGACCUCAAGACCAAGUUAAAGAUGAAAGAAAGGACUUUCGAGUUCCAGUAACCUGUUACAGAUUCACACAAGAAAGUCAGUAUGGCCUAAAAGGUAGAAGGGGAUUGCUUACAGGAGUUCCCAUUUGAUUAAAAACUAGAAACUCUAAUUGACCUGAGAGGAAUGUGCUGUGGAAUGGUGGCAAUGUUUUGCCCCCCUUGUCCCCUCUCAUAGCACAUAGCAGAUAUUUCACCAGUGUAACAGAAAUACCCACGCACGUGCAUGCACACACACAGAAAAAAAGAAUUUCCUGAACUAAAUACAGUUCUUAUGGAGCUCUUUGCCAGUCAUCUGUCCCUGUGUUAAAACCUGAAAACCGAACCCAUGCGUAAAAUUGAUGACCCAUGUUCUCCGUAUUUUGUCUCGUAAGCCAGCCCCCAGCCUCUAAUGUUCCGAGAAGUAUAUGAGGCUUCCUAACCUUCGUGCAAAGAACAUCCACAUGGCCGUUGUCUGAUGGUGUUUGGAUACAAGAAAAGUUUGGUUAAACUGUUGGUCCUGAGUGUCCGUGCUAGGGUGCAGCACUAUUCAGUUUAAUAGCUGGUCUAUUAACCAUUUCUGACAUUUGUGCCUUGUUGCCCAUGCUAGAAUUAAUGUUGGGUUUUUCUCUCAUUUUUGCCAUCCAUGCAAUUUUAUGUAUUGAUAAGGGAAAGUUGAACACAAGUCACAAAGGAUGGGUAAGUGAGAAAGAAAAGAUUCGGCCUGGCUGCGAUAUAGAAAUUUAGGCUGGAGAGGCUUAGAUUUUAAGUUAAGCUUAUUAUUGACAUUCCUUUUUCUCUAAAUACGGUUGGAGUGGGAGGGGAGGAGAGUGCAAAAAAUAGUGCUGUAACGUCAGAUUUUUCCUUUGCUCUGUUUUUGAGAGUUGAUGACAUCAGGCACUUUUAAGCAUUUGGGGAAAUUGAGAAGAACAUGGAGAAUAUGAAGAUACCUCCCCAAAACCAACUCAGGUCUGUAACCCAAGGCUAUGGAGUUGGUUUUCUGGUCUGCUUUGGCCUUUCUUUUAUUGUCAUCUUAUUCACCAGCACUUAAUGUAAGUAGAUAUUUUAGAAUUGUGAUAUUUAUUGGUUUUGUAUUUGUCAUCCUUAGAAAUGUUAAUGAUGUAUUUUUAUAUUGAUAAUGUAAAUGGAUGUGUAAUAUGUGUGUACUUCAGGGUUUUAGAGGACUGUGCUUUGUAUAUGAUGGUAUCUGUGUCGUCAUAAUAAAUAUGUCCCUUUUAUAGGAGAGUGAGUUUUUCUUUUC